UUCCCCCAAUCCCACUACUCUUUUUUCUCUGUAUCACCCUUUAACUUUCCCGCUCUCUCUUCUCUUCCUCUCAAGUUUCUUUCUUUCUCUCUCUAUAUCUCAUGCUUGUGCUUUUUAUGUAUGUCUUCUUCCACCUCUCUGAAUUUCUUAUUCUUUUCUUCAAAAUCCUUAGACUGGUCUUUGUCUGAAAUUUACCUUAUAAACUUCGACACCACCAUUUUCAAGAAAAUAAAAAGAGAUGAACAAUAGAUUCCGACCAUCUCUACACCCCAAAAAAGUUCCUUUGAAUCCUCAAAAGGAGAAGAAGAUGGAAAUACAGCAAAACAAAUUCUUGUCUGUAGAGAAGCCCAGAGUUAAUCGGCGUCAAGCUGCUAAAGAGAGAAAAUUAGCCUUACUUCAAGAUGUUGAUAAGCUAAAGAAGAAGCUGAGGCAUGAAGAAAAUAUCCACAGAGCAUUGGAAAGAGCUUUUUACAGACCUUUAGGAACUCUACCUCGCCUUCCUCCUUAUCUUCCCAAAUAUACAUUAGAGCUUCUUGCUGAAGUAGCUGUUUUGGAAGAAGAAGUGGUCCGGCUUGAGGAACAGGUUGUUAAUUAUAGACAAGGUCUCUAUCAAGAAGCAGUUUCCACAUGCUCAAGGCUAAAUACGGACGAUAAUCAUUUGUCUGAUUCAUGCCCUCAGAGACAUGGUAAAAUUUCUAAGCAAAGACAUUCAAGAUCAUUUUCCAUGAGUGAAGUCAAUCUCGGAUCAUCCGUGCCACAGUCUUCUCUUUCUCUAGAUAGGAGUGCUUCAAGUAGAAAGUUGUUUUUAAAAGAAUCAGUGUUUGGUAGCUCGAGAAUUAGCUAUGAUGUAACAUCAAAUAGCAGACAAGCUGUCAUGAAGAAUUGCAAUGACUCAUUGAUAGAUGGCCUACGAAAAGAGAAUCACUCGGCUGAUAGUUGUACUAAGGAUAAACCAUCUCCACAGAAGCAAGUCAGCACGAUAAAAACUUUGUUAGUAAGGCCUCCUGUUAAGCCUGAAUCAAUCAGCAAAAUAGCAGAUGUUAGGGUUCAGUGCAGGGUUGUAGAACAAGCACAAGAGAGUUAUUUAGCUUCUUCAGAUGAACGGGAAUUGGAAGCUGAAAGCACAGAAAACAAAAUAUCUGAAGACAUUUUAAAGUGCUUGUCUAGCAUCUUAUUAAGGUUGAGCACAUCUAAAGGGAAGAUAGCUAAUACAGAAUCUUUUCGCUCUUUAGGAGCAAAAGUCUUGAAUGAAAGGGAGUUGCAAGAUCCGUAUUGCAUCUGCUCAGAACAAAGGAAGCAAGAUAUUGGCGAAUACGGAUAUAUACUCACUAUAGAUGCUAACUCUGUUAAUCUAAACCGGAAAAUGAAUGCUUCGUUUCUGAUUCACAGACUUAAGAUUCUCCUUGGCAAGCUAUCAUCUGUGAAAUUAGAGGGUUUGACUCAUCAACAGAAGUUAGCAUUCUGGAUAAACACAUACAAUUCAUGUGUGAUGAAUGCAUUUAUAGAGCAUGGUAUUCCAGAGACUGCUGAACAAGUUGUAUCACUAAUGCAAAAGGCAACAAUUAAUGUGGGAGGGCAUUUUCUAAAUGCAAUCAUGAUUGAGCACUUUAUCUUGAGGCUACCGUACCACUUAAAAUAUACCUGUUCAAAGUCGGCAAAAGACACUGAGCUGAAGGUUCGGAGCGUUUUUGGCUUGGAGUGGUCUGAACCUCUCGUCACAUUUGCACUCUCCUGUGGAAGUUGGUCCUCCCCUGCAGUGAGGGUUUACACUGCAUCUCAAGUUGAAACUCAGUUGGAAACAGCAAAAAGAGAUUACUUACAAGCAGCAGUUGGUAUUUCAGCAACAAAUAAGCUCAUUAUCCCCAAGUUGUUGGAUUGGUAUCUUCUUGAUUUUGCAAAGGACUUGGAUGCAUUACUUGAUUGGGUGUGCCUCCAGCUACCAGAUGAACUUAGAAAUCAAACUAUGAAAUGCCUUGAGAGACGAGGAAGAGAACCCCUUUCACAAUUAGUUCAAGUAAUGCCUUACAAUUUCAGCUUCAGGUACCUCAUACACCAAUAAAAUAUUGCUUCCACUAGUUCCAGAGUACUAGCUCAGAAGACAGAAUACUAGUAAAGGAACUGUCUGAGAAGCAUAACAUUUCAGAGGGAUGUGUUAAUGGAACUAAUGAUGGUCAUUGAUAUUGUUCCAGAUAACAGUAUAGGAUUGUAGCAAAUUCAAUUCUUUGUAUCUCUUAGACACCUACGUUAAUAAACUCGACGAGAUCAUUAUCUCUAGAGUAAGCAAAAAUGUUGCUUGCUGAAACACAGGUUGUGGAAUCAGAGUAUAUGUGAUGUGAUUAUUUGUAGAGUUAAAUUCUGCAGCCAAGGUUGUGUCUCAUUCAA
Messenger RNA from Solanum tuberosum (potato), 2382 nucleotides. RefSeq lists its product as uncharacterized. The coding region runs from base 239 to 2059 and encodes 606 amino acids. NCBI's taxonomy places the organism in Eukaryota, Viridiplantae, Streptophyta, Magnoliopsida, Solanales, Solanaceae. The transcript has 10 exons. The record is from RefSeq and is a predicted model, not a curated record.